AUGUGGCAUUGUUCGGAAGAUGGGAGAUUCUCGGUGAAGAGUGCUUAUAAUUUAAUCACUGUUGAGCAAAUGAGAGACACUGCUUCUUCGUCAAAUGUGGGUGUUCCUUUCGAUUGGAAGAUGGUAUGGAAUGUGGAGGUCCCGCAAAAGAUUAAAAUGUUGGCUUGGCGGGGUGUUAGAGAUGUAGUUGCUUCUCAUGGCAACCUUGCUCGAAGAGGUGUAACUCUUGAAUUGACAUGUCCUAUGAAAAUUCCAAGGGAGAAUCUUAGAGAGUGGUGCAGUUCGGUGUGGAAGUUUGUCAAAGACUUAAAUUGGUGGAGCCUGUUUUGGAGUAUUGCUUGGGGAGUGUGGCUGCGACGCAAUGGCUGGACUUUUGACAGAAAGAGGAUGGUGGGAACUGAUGUUAUUCGCAAAGCAGUGAGUAUAGUUGGCAAAUUUGAACUAGCGAAGGAGGUAAGAAAUACUAACCCACAUGCCAUGCUGUUUGAGACUCGCUGGAAGCCUCCAUUAGCUGGAGUGAUUAAAUUAAAUUCUGAUGCUGCUUUGCUCUCGCCAAAUGAGGUGGGUUUUGGUGGAGCGAUGAGGGAUUAUGUUGGAGAUGUAGUGGUUGCAACUUGCUUUAGGAUGGAGGGUGGUUUCGAUGUGGAUAUAGCGGAAGCCUUGGCUAUGAGACACGCUCUAAGUAUCACAAUGGAGGCAGGUUUCUUGCGACUUUGUUUAGAGACAAAUUGCCUGAAGCUUCAUAGCCAUUUGAAGAAGGGAUAUGUCACUCCUACUCCUUUUGGCAGAAUUGUUAGUGAUAUCCUAACUCUCUCUCGUUUGUGUCAUUUUUGUUCCUCUUCGUUUGUGAAACGAGAUGGAAAUCGAGUAGCUCAUGGUUUAGCAAAAGCUUGUAAUCAGUUUUCUAAUCUUAGAGUAUGGUUAGAGGAGUGUCCUAGUGAUGUAAUGGAGUUGGUUUUGGCUGAUUUAAGCCACAAUGAUGCUUAA
Messenger RNA from Chenopodium quinoa (quinoa), 987 nucleotides. RefSeq lists its product as uncharacterized. Gene Ontology annotation, molecular function: RNA-DNA hybrid ribonuclease activity; nucleic acid binding. The coding region runs from base 1 to 987 and encodes 328 amino acids. The record is from RefSeq and is a predicted model, not a curated record. Lineage: Eukaryota; Viridiplantae; Streptophyta; Magnoliopsida; Caryophyllales; Amaranthaceae. The transcript is spliced from 2 exons.